Acanthochromis polyacanthus (spiny chromis) is the source of this 3759-nucleotide messenger RNA. It is a transcript of the gene mcm10, whose product is annotated as minichromosome maintenance 10 replication initiation factor. The record is from RefSeq and is a predicted model, not a curated record. Gene Ontology annotation, cellular component: nucleus; replication fork protection complex. NCBI's taxonomy places the organism in Eukaryota, Metazoa, Chordata, Actinopteri, Pomacentridae. Gene Ontology annotation, biological process: DNA replication; DNA replication initiation. Gene Ontology annotation, molecular function: DNA replication origin binding; single-stranded DNA binding. Bases 231 to 2831 code for a protein of 866 amino acids. The transcript has 16 exons.
ACGCGAUUCCGCCAUUUUAAGAGGGGUAUGCUUUUGCCUUGACGACCGUUACUUUCCCAUGUUUCCCUCCCGAUUUGAAUGACCAAAAGCAGAUAUGCCCAAAACCUGCGCUGUUUUUGGCUGUAGUUCUCAGUCAUGGAGCAACAAGAACAUUUCCUUUUACAGGAUUCCGGCUGAAAAGGGCCAGAAAAGGACUUUAUGGCUCAAAGCAUUGAGGCGGAUUAACAAUAAUGGAACCGCAUGGAGCCCACAGUCAAAAUGGUCCUAUGUUUGCAGUCAGCAUUUCGUCAAUGGUCACCAGAUCCUCUGACCUCAGAACAGUUGACAUCUGUAAAAUGGACAGUGAAGAUGACCUGGACGUUUUGACGGCACUGCUAGAAGAGAGCGAGGGUGUCGAAGAAGAACAGAACAGUCAGGAACAGGCAGACGACUUGGACGGCCUGUUUGACGAAGACAAUGAUGAGGAGGAAGAGUACAAAGAGACCAUUGAGGAAGAAGAGCAAGAUGUGGCCACAGAAGAUGUUGUGUCAGAUCUCUUUGGAGAUGUGGAUGACAUUGAAAAUGAGGAGGAGGACACUGAGGGAAAAGGAAGUGGAGAAGAAGCCUGUGAAAACCUAAACAAGUCUAAAGAGGAUUUACAAGAGGAGUUGAGGUGGAUGCAGGAGCAGAUGCAAAGAUUGCAGCAGCAGCUGGAGGCCGGUCAGAAGGUUUCAUCAACAUCGCCCACCCCAGUGAAGAUUACAGGAAGUUCAGCGGCACUCAAACCAGCACCGACUCGACAGCCGACCUCUAAAUUGAUGCAGGUCAAACCAGCUGCUGCCACACAGAAGCCCAAGACACAAGCGGCAACAUCUUCAUCCACUCCAGCCAGAGGAGGAAGCCAGAUGCUCCAGGAAUCCUCAGAGUUUUCUUCUCAACUCAACAACGCUGACUCAUUCAAAUGCAAACCCAGAGUGGCUCACCACCCCAAAUCCAGCACAUCACCAGAAGACAGAGGACCACUGGUGGAGAUAAAGAUCGGCAGCUCCUUCCAGCCAGUAGAGAGCACUAGUAAGGUUUCAGCUCCUCUGCAGUCACCUCCAGCCUCCCACUGCAGACCUGCCCCAGCUGCAUCAGAAGGACAGUCUACACCUGCUUCUGUUCCUUCUCUUCCUAAAGAUGUGGCUGUUGAGAGAUACUCAGGACUGCGGCUCAGAAAACCACGGGUUUCCUCCAGUGAAAUGGAUCGCAAGAUGGCUGACCGCCGCCUGAUCCGCCUUUCUCAGGUGCCAGAGCGUUUGACUCGGGAGAAGCUGGAGGGCAGCGACUGGGUGACGUUUGCCGUGCUGGUCAGCAAGGCAACGCCGCAAAGCAACAGCAGUGGCAAAACCUUCAGCAUCUGGAAACUGAACGACCUCCAUAACCUGGAAGUGUUUGUGUCUCUGCUCCUGUUUGGUGAAGUCCACAAGGAGCACUGGAAGACUGAGCCGGGCACCGUCAUCGGAAUCCUCAACCCGAACCCCAUGAAGCAGAAAGAUGGAUAUGACGGGGUGAGUCUGACGGUGGAUCACCCGCAGAAGGUGCUGCUGAUGGGUGAAGCUCAGGACUACGGCACCUGCAAGGCCAUGAAGAAGAACGGAGACCCAUGUUCUCAGAUCGUCAACAUGUAUGAAUGCCAGUUCUGCCAGUAUCACGUCAAGGCCCAGUAUAAGAAGAUGAGCUCGAAGAGGGCCGAGCUGCAGUCUUCAUUCUCUGGAAAAGCACCCAACAAGGUGAAGGUGAAGGGAGGCAGCCUGAGAGAGCGGCUGUGUCAGGAUGGUUUCUACUACGGUGGUGUUUCCUCAGCUGCCUGCGCUGCUUCACUGAUGGCGUCCAAACCGAACAAACCCACCCAGAGAACUCUGGACAAGAUGUUUGUGAAGGGAUCUGCUCAGCUCAUCCAACAGGCCCAGAGUCUCGCUAUGCAGUCUGGUGAAAUUUCAGGUUGCUCAAAUGACUUCAAGAGCCUGAUGUCGAUGCCAACACCUGGGGCGCUGCAGCUGAAGAAGCACCUGGCACAGGGCAGCCACUCAGUUUCCAAAGGUACAGCUGGAGGUCCUGUUCAGUCCAUCUCAGCCUCAGACCUGCUGAAGCAGCAGAAACAGAAGCAGCGGGAGCUUCUGGAGAACCGGCGGCGAAGAGCAGAUGAGAUCCAGAAAAGGGUGCUGCAGAACUCUGGUGUCGUCAGACCGGCACUGGGUGGUGGUCUGAUGUCCCCCAGAGCUGCUUCAGAGGUUCCCAAGGCAACCCAAAGCCCUGCAGCUCCCCACACCCCAACGCUGGGCCGAGGCUUCUCAGAGGGUGAAGACAUCCUCUUCUUUGAUAAAAGCCCACCUCCUGCCCUCAGCCUAUCAGCUGCCAAACUGGCUGCUCUGAGGAAGCUGAGGGCCAAAGGGGCGGGGCUUGAGAAGGAAGACCCCAACGCUGUGAAGAGGAAGAGGAGCAACAGCAGUGAGAUCAACACUCGAGUAGAGAAGAACCAGACCUCUACUAAUGGUGAAUCAUCCACUAACGAAGAGGAGGAACCGGUCCAGAAAAAGAAGAGAGAUCAGCUCCGCUACAUCCAGUCAGAGGAAUUUCAAAAAAUCCUCAAUGCCAAAUCCUGCCAUGGUGCUGCACUUCAAGCGGCGGAGUACCAGCUGCAGGAGCGCUACUUCAACGCUCUGGUGAAGAAGGAACAGAUGGAAGAGAAGAUGAGGGGCAUCAGGGAGAUGAAGUGUCGAGCUGUAACCUGUAGAAAGGUCAGAUAUGGGAGGUGGAGUGAGUCCAUGGAACACUUUGGAGAUCAAACAAGCAAAUGUAACAUUUUUUAAAUUCUCAAAGGUCAGUAAGUUGUAAUUCUCUAAGAUAUUACAAGCAUGAUAUGACAUUAGUUUUCUAUCGAAGACCUUUAAUGAUUUGUUAUAGAGUGAUUCUUGCAUGUAUUCAUACCUGUCAGCGACCAACGUGUUAUUUAGUAUACAAUGUGUGAUAAUAUCAUGGAUAUUAAUCACAAUUAGACAUGAUCUACCUGGGUAAUUUGACAUCAUGACAUCCUAUUUCAUUCUUUUCAAAGACCUUUAUGGUGACAUCUCUCUCACCUGCUGCAAUUACUGAGUAGCUUGUGUCUACUGUAUACGAGGUGUUUAGGGAACAUCAGCAAAUUGUAGUUUCUAUUGAUAAACAACAAAGGAGGUGUUUGGCUACAAUUUAUUUAUGUUUUGCUUCAAGAGAUGCACCAAACUGAGGUAAAAAACAACCGUAUUAUCCCCGCCUCCACGAAGUGGAAAAGGGGGAUUUAGGUUUUGCCUCCGUCCGUCCGUCCGUGCAUCCGAGAUGAAGGGGACAGCUUUUCUCGGAAACUAUUACAGCUAGGAUUACGAAAUUUAGUGUGUAGCUUCACACCAUGGACACCUUGAUCAAGUUCGAAAAUGAGACCUGUGCGAUAAUAUUUAACAGAGUUAUGGCCCUUGAUCACUAUUUUGGAUAUAGACUCAUAGACAUCACGUGUGGCGGGGGAUAUUGAUGACCAUGUCGUCUUGUUUUAAUUUUGUACAUUAGCUGGAACUCAGCUCAACACAAAGGUGACAGCAGAACUCGGUUUAUUUAAAUGUGAAAGUGCAAUAAACAUGUUUUGUUAAAUCAGUUGUGAUUAAUAAUCAUGAUUUUCAUUUCAACCAUAAUGAUACAGCCCUACCAUGUAAUUAAAUAUGUAAUGGUGGUGCGUGGUGAUGAGUAGUCCCUGAUUGUCAUUGUUUUUUC